GCGAUUUCCAAUCUCCAUCAGUCCAAUCAUCUGAUAAACUAGUUAUUGACCAACUUGACAGUCUUAUACUAGAAAGCCAGAAUGCAAGCGAAGAAAAUGAAACUGAUAUUCCAGACCGUAAAGAUGGAUCAAAAAACCAAAGCUGGGUGUAG
This is a messenger RNA of Racocetra persica, 152 nucleotides long. The record is from the annotation of a GenBank genome assembly. Lineage: Eukaryota; Fungi; Glomeromycota; Glomeromycetes; Diversisporales; Gigasporaceae.